Messenger RNA from Gadus macrocephalus (Pacific cod), 4373 nucleotides. RefSeq names its product zinc finger protein 653 (gene znf653). The record is from RefSeq and is a predicted model, not a curated record. The coding region runs from base 289 to 2271 and encodes 660 amino acids. Lineage: Eukaryota; Metazoa; Chordata; Actinopteri; Gadiformes; Gadidae. Gene Ontology annotation, biological process: regulation of transcription by RNA polymerase II. Gene Ontology annotation, molecular function: transcription coregulator activity. Gene Ontology annotation, cellular component: nucleus. The transcript is spliced from 10 exons.
AUCGGGAUUAUCUAAAUCUGUGUUUGUAUUAAAAUGUGUCAAUGAUCUCGGUACGGUACACUUCAUUUGGAAUUUACUAUUUUUACACGUUUGAUAUGUCCCCGUAAGAUUGAUCACACUUUAAAGUUCACAAAAGUUUUAUCACAAAAUAUUUUUUUAUUGAAAUGAACAACUCUGCAUACAAUGCCGGUAAAAUAUAGGGCUGCAAAUCUAACAAAAGCAAUCAAUCAAAUAUAUUAACAAAUCAGACUGAAAUAUUUGAGUUUUUUGUCAUGUCCGUUACGUUUGAUGUCACUUCCGUUUUUUGCAACACAAUCACAACACAACAACUGCCGUGUAAUCGUCGCUAACAUGGCGGAUCUCUAUGCAGGGCUAGAGUCUCCCUUGGACAACACAAACAAUGUGUUGAGGCGCUGUAGGGGCCGACCCCGGCUCACCGACACCGACCGGGCCCAGCGACGCCUGGAGUCGCGGAAGAAGUACGACGUGCGGCGGGUUUACCUGGGGGAGUCCCACCGGCGCUGGACGGACCUCCGCAGCCGGACGAGUCUGAGCGAUGCCGGCCUGGCGGAGUACCUGAUGCUGCUGGACUCGACCUACGGGGAGAAGUACCUGCAGAACCGCCAUGGGGAGAAGAUUGCCCCCGAAAUUCCUGGGAAGCACAAAAAAGGGAUUAUGGAAGAGGACUCCAGCCUCAAGAGCCUGGUGUCCUGGUACCAAGACCACAGCAACAGCUGCCCCUACGAGCCCCAACUUCGAGGCCUGGAGCCACAGCCCGGCUUCGCCACCGCCGCGGCCUGGCGCUGCCCGGCCGAACACUCCUUCGUGCAGUACCUGCUGCCGCCACCGGGGGACACCAGCGAGUCAGAGCCUGAAGGAGAGGUGGAGGGAAACGGCGAGGGAACAACCAGUAGAAGCCUAGCACUGGUUAAUGGCCCGGUGACCAGGCAGAGAAGGGACUGGGUCAAACGGGCUCAGGAGCGGGAGGAAGACGCGGCUGACCAACCAGACGUCUGCGGGGACCACGGGGCCUCCGCCCGGUCCCCCCCUGCGGCUCCGGAGAACUUUGUCGGGGCGGAGGACCAGGGGAGCCAGAGGAGCGCCGUGGUCCAUGUAGCGGGGCGGGGCCUGCAAGACAGGGAGCCGGAGGAGGACCGGAGGAGAGAGGAUCACUCGGGAGAAGGCGAAGGAGAGGGGGAAGGCGCUGGGGGUGGUGGGGGAAGAGAGGUGAAGUUUUCGGAGGAGCUGGAGAUAACGGCCGGCGGUUACACGUGUGUCGUCAUGGCAACUGCCCUGACGGACAAGCUGGUGAAGGCGGAGGCGGAGCCUGCUCUGUCCCACCAAGGGGCGGGGCCAUUGGCGGAGUCUGGCCAGGGGGUGGAGCUCGGGGCGGAGUCAGAGCACGCCGAGCUGUUCGGUUCUCAGGGGCUCCAGACCAUGAUUGACAGCUGCCAGAUCCAGGGUCAGAGGUCAUCACUGGAAGGCCCCCAGCUGAUCAUCAUCACGGGGCCAGGCUAUGGGUCUCUGGCCCCUGAGGGCCUCCAGCUCAGCGUGGCUCCCGGGGCCGUGGAGGAGGUCACCUGCACCGUCAUCCAGGGCGUGGCCUUCGACCAGGUGUGCCCCUCCGACGCGGAGCUGAGGGCGGCCGAGGAGGACGAAGAGUCCAUCUCAGGUCUGAGUGAUAAACACAUCCUGGAACCCACCGAGCAACACCUGGAGUCCAGCUGUGAGCGGGAGCGGUCCCGCGGCCUCUGCAGCAGGUCCAGGAGAAGCCGUCGCGGCCCGGUCAUCGAGGCGGACGGCAUGCUGAAGAUGUUCCACUGCCCGUACGCCGGCUGCAGCCAGGUGUACGUCGCCAUCAGCAGCUACCAGAACCACGUGAACCUGGUGCACCGGAAGGGCAGGACCAAGGUUUGCCCCCACCCGGGCUGCGGGAAAAAGUUCUACCUGUCCAACCACCUGCACCGUCACAUGAUCAUCCACUCAGGGGUUCGGGACUUCAUCUGUGAGACGUGCGGGAAGUCGUUCAAACGCAAGAAUCACCUGGAGGUCCACCGGCGUACGCACACCGGGGAGACGCCGCUGCAGUGUGAGGUCUGUGGCUACCAGUGUCGGCAGCGAGCGUCGCUCAACUGGCACAUGAAGAAACACCGCACGGAGGAGCAGUACCGCUUCACCUGCCAACACUGCGGCAAGCGCUUCGAGAAGCUCCAUAGCGUCAAGUUCCACAGGCUGAAGAGCCACCCCGACCAGCAGGCGUCUGCCCCCUAAAUGCCAUAAGGCGGUGAUGGGAAAUGUAGUCUUGUAGUCCUCGGAUCAACAUCUCUCCCCAGACCAUCCAUGAUGCAGACAAAGCGCCAUCGGGUGGACUGGGUGAUGGGGAUAGUCGUGUCUCCUGGUCCUCGUAGAAACAUCGCUCGUAGAACCAUGGUACAAAACAGAGGGGGAACACCAGAGCACCAGAAGCUCUGGGAGAUGGUGAUGGGGAAAGUCCUCAAAGUAACUCCGCUCAGAGGGCCGAGGUACCACCAUGUUGGGAUUUGGAGUGUGUCUCAGAGGGCCAUCCAUGAUGCCACCCAAACACAGCAUGCGAUGAAGAACAAUGCUGGGAAAUUUAGUUUUACAGGUGAAUGACUAACACUGACCUACAAAGGACAAUCUAUGGUCUGACAGGCCUCCAAAGGUGGGCCCACUGGUCUUCGCUGUGACUGCUAUCCAGAAUGCCUUCUGUGUUGUAGCUCGGCAGUUAAACCGGUUCACUUGAAACAUGGAGGUGUCUGGUUCCAAUCCAACGUGCGUCAGGUCGUCAGAUGGUUAAACCCAGUCCCAGACAUGUGGGUGGUUAGUCUGUGAUCACGGUCUGGGCAACGCGGUUAGCAGAUCAACAAGCGUCUAACUCCUGCUCAACAGACACAACGAAGUCUCCUUUUGAUACGUUAGUUGUUUGGUACUCUUCUGUGUAUUCAUGUGUCUUUUGGGCGGUGUGUGUUAUCAGAGGAUGUUGUAUGGUCGGAUCUGGUUCACGGUUACCGUGACGUGAUGCUCCCGUCUCUCCCGACUAGGGUUGAGCGCAGCGCUGCGUUCCGAAUGUUGUGUAAUCAAAUACACCGGUAUGGCGGUCUAUAAAAAAAUCAUAUCCUAACGAAAAUACACACCGUUAUUCAGUGUGAACCGGUAUAGCGCCCAGCACUAACACAAGUUGACGCCGCAACACCAUGGGGGCGGGGCAGGGGGCGUUAAAAAACGCCAGGCACCGUUAUGAGGAACCGAAAGAUAUUUAUCAUUCACAGCACACACAGCAGACUCUUCGGGUAAGUCGAGUAAUUUAAUGCCAACCGUAAAUCUUGCAUAUCAAGUAGGCUAGCAAACACCGUUGCCAUUCAACUCGGUGUCCGCUGACUUUCUGCUUAAUGUGAAACUCAUAACAAGUCGUGCAUGUAUGCAAGUGUGUGCGGUUUCGUUUUAUUAAGUACCGGUUCGAGAACCGUUUUAGCACCGGAACCGUUUGAAAGGUACCGAGUAGGCACCGGUAUCGGAUAAAACCCAAACGAUACCCAACCCUACUCCCUCUCCAUUCUACCCAAUGAUUCAUCCUCUGUUUCUUUCUUUUGUUUUAUUUCUAAAGCGAUGCACUUUGUCCUUCCCCUGUUUGCUCAUGUAAUUUAUGGGAAUAAGACGGAAGUUAUUAUUGUACAGUAUUUAUGAAGCUUGUUUAAGAUAAAGAGGCUAGUAAGAGUGUGUUACAAGUCCUUGUUUACAAUUGGGCUCUUUUGGAUUGGCUUGAGAGGUAAGGGUUAACCCAACCCCUAACCCUCUCCUUCAAACACCCUCGGUCUAUACUUUACUGUUCAGUAGAUUAUUUUAAUCCACAGCGUUGGGUAGAACCCCUACCGGCUAUGUCAUGAAAAGACUCUGAAUCCAGUCACAAAGUAGCAAGUUUGAUAACCAAAUAGGAAAGGUUUCUGCCACAGAAUGAAAGGAAUGGUUGGCUUUAAGGUAUUUGACGUCUGUUACAUUUGUGACUAUGUUGCCGACAGGUCCACGGUUUAUGUAUUUUAAAGUGUAUCUAGUGCAGUGUUCACCCUCUUCAGGCCUGGUAGGCCUGCCAUCAGGCCAACAUUUCAAACAAAACCAAUAAGGCUUCGUUACCCUCACACGAUAAGAUCACACCAAAAACGACGGCGUUGCGCGAAUACAUAAACGGUCAAUAAAAGGCUACGUUUGGAAAAAAAUAUUGAAUACAAUUUAAAUGUCAAAAAUCGUAAGUAAUGUGAUUAUAGAGGAACAUUGACAACUGAACCGUGUUCAUGAUGUGAAAUGUUUUGAUAAAUUCGUAUUUAUUUUUAUGCAAUAAAUGCACUUUAUUCAAGUCA